Messenger RNA from Cloeon dipterum, 5360 nucleotides. RefSeq names its product Serotonin transporter (gene SerT). Gene Ontology annotation, cellular component: plasma membrane; neuron projection. Gene Ontology annotation, biological process: serotonin uptake; sodium ion transmembrane transport. The record is from RefSeq and is a predicted model, not a curated record. The transcript has 13 exons. Gene Ontology annotation, molecular function: serotonin binding; serotonin:sodium:chloride symporter activity. The coding region runs from base 211 to 2106 and encodes 631 amino acids. NCBI's taxonomy places the organism in Eukaryota, Metazoa, Arthropoda, Insecta, Ephemeroptera, Baetidae.
GUGCAGCGGGCAGGCAGGUUGUCGGCGGUGCCGCGCGCGUCCUGCCCAGAAGACUCGACGGGCAUGGGCGCUGCGCCACCGCCGCCGCCGCGGGCACCUGCCCCUGUCACUUAGGCCGCCGGCGGCCACCCUCACUCGCACACCACCCUCGGCCGACCGACCCUGCUCUCGAACAGCUCGCUCUCGCACCAAAGCCCGCUGGAGGCGGCCAUGCAGCUCGCGCCCCUCGCCUCCGGGGAGGAGGACAAGGGCGGCGGAGGGGGCGAGGGGGCAGCCGAUGGCGAGGUGGCCUCGUGCAAGGGGCUGCUGAGCGCCACCCCAGGGCCCACCCCUGACCCCACCCCUAGCCACAACAACAAGGUCACGCCAACCCCCAGCAUGACCCUGCUGGCCACCGCGUCCACCGGCGGGGCCGGCGGCGUCACGCACACCACCGACAUCCACGUCAGGGAGACGUGGAACAAGAAGGUCGAGUUCCUGCUCGCGGUCAUCGGCUUCGCAGUCGACCUUGGCAACGUGUGGCGCUUCCCCUACAUCUGCUACCAAAACGGAGGCGGCGCCUUCCUCAUCCCCUACUGCCUGAUGCUGGUGUUCGGCGGGUUGCCACUCUUCUACAUGGAGCUGGCUUUGGGGCAGUUCCACCGCAGCGGCUGUCUCACCAUUUGGCGCCGUAUUUGUCCUGCUCUCAAAGGAGUGGGCUACGCCAUCUGCCUGAUCGACAUCUACAUGGGCAUGUACUACAACACCAUCAUAGGCUGGGCCGUCUACUACCUGUUCGCCUCGUUCCGCUCCGAGUUGCCGUGGACCAGCUGCGGCAACUCGUGGAACACGGAGAACUGCGUCCCUGUGCUCAACGUGUCGGCCCAGCACGCCAACUCCACCAGCCCGGCACAAGAGUUUUUCACGCGGAGCGUUUUGGAGCAACAUCUUUCCGACGGGCUGGACCACAUGGGGCCGAUCAAACUUUCCCUUGCGGUCUGCGUCUUGGCAGUUUUCAUCCUUGUUUAUUUCUCCCUGUGGAAAGGAGUUCGCAGCACCGGAAAGGUCGUCUGGUUCACAGCCCUAAUGCCCUACAUAGUGCUCUUCAUCCUUCUGGGCAGGGGCGUCACGCUGCCAGGUGCCGCCGAUGGCAUCAGGUACUACCUCACCCCGCAGUGGCACAAACUCUACAACUCCAAGGUGUGGAUCGACGCUGCAUCGCAAAUUUUCUUCUCGCUGGGACCCGGUUUUGGUACCCUCCUCGCCCUUUCUAGCUACAACAAAUUCCACAACAACUGCUACAGAGACGCCAUCCUGACGAGCAGUGUCAACUGUCUCACCAGCUUUCUCGCGGGAUUUGUCAUCUUCUCUGUGCUAGGCUACAUGGCCCAUGUCCAGAACAAGCACAUCGAGGACGUCGGCCUAGAAGGUCCUGGCUUAGUUUUCAUUGUGUACCCAGAAGCCAUCGCCACGAUGUCUGGCUCAGUAUUUUGGUCGAUAAUAUUCUUCAUCAUGCUCAUAACCUUGGGGUUGGACAGCACGUUUGGAGGUUUGGAGGCCAUGAUCACAGCCUUGUGCGACGAGUAUCCACGUGCUUUGGGUCAACACAGAGAAAAAUUCGUCGCUGGACUUCUCGUGUUCAUUUAUAUUUGCUCCCUACCCACCUGUACUUACGGUGGUGAAUAUCUGGUCAAUCUGCUCAACAUCUACGGACCUGGAAUCUCCAUCUUGUUCGUGGUGUUUGUUGAGGCCGUCGGCGUUUGCUGGUUCUAUGGAGUCGACAGAUUUUCCUCUGACAUACAGCUCAUGAUCGGCAUUCGACCCGGCCUAUUUUGGAGGCUGUGUUGGAACUGCAUCAGCCCUGUUUUUAUCUUAGCGAUCUUCAUUUUCUCAUUGGUCGGUUACGAGGACUUGAAGAGCGGAGAUUACGAGUACCCUCCUUGGUCCAUAACUGUUGGCUGGAUCCUGACAGCUUCCUCCCUGGUGUGCAUUCCCGCCUACAUCCUUUAUUUUUUGGCCUCAACGCCGGGCACAUUAAAGCAGCGGCUGAGAAAAGCCAUCACCCCGCAGCAAGACUCGGCCGAGCACGGCGUCAACGCCAACUCGACUUACGGCACUCACGUGUGACUUUCUGGGCCGACGGGGAAACACAAUCAGCCCGCACUGCUGGGCCUUGUGCAGCCGGUGGCCGCGAGUCGGAGUUCGUUCGGCGAGUGGCUCGUUUGACUCGCUCGUCACCCUCUCAUUGUCUGCCCCCCGACCCGGCGGGCAGGAUCUCUCGAUGGACGCGCGCGCGAAUCAACCGCAGAAUCCGAACAUAUUUCUAUAACGCACUCGCUUUGGCCCAAGUGGUUUUUGUAUCGAUUUUAGAGUGCUUUAUCGGUUUGUGUGCGCUUUCGCUGUUGCAUGUUGAGCAAUCCAGUAAUCUCUGGCUGCUGUUGUUGAAGUGUUAAUAAUUAAUUGAUACGUUGCCUACCGUUUGAGUCAUUUAUCGCAAGGAAACUCUUAGGAUGCUACGUUUUAUUUUGUGGUGAAUUGAUUGUCCUCAACUAGGGAAUUUUCUAUUUUCAUUGAACGGCGUUCACGAGAUUUGGAUCUCUGAAGGAAUAAAAUUAGGUAUGAGAUUUAAUUUGGGCAUUGCUUUCAGACCAGUUUAGUUGAAUCAUGAUUAAUUUUAAAAGGUAGACUCUAUCUGAAGGGGAGAAUUGAACAAUGUGGCCCAUUUUCUUUUCUAUAUAAAAUUCUAAUUUUAACUCUUGGCUGGGAAAUAGCUAAUAGCUCAUUAAUGGCAUGAAAUAUUUAAUAAAAAUUUACUGAAUGAAUAAUACACGGGAAUUCUAACACGCAAGUGUGUAGCAAAAUAUUCAAAUCGAAAAAUAUUAAAAACAGGCAUUCACAAUUCUACAUUGGUAAGCUUCACGUCAUAGAGUUACAGUUUUAUUUUAUAACAGUUCCGGAAAUUUUAAAAUACAAUAAGUGAAUCACAGUUGAUACAAAUACAGAUGUUCGUCACAGUUUAGUGACACUAUUUGUAUUUCUAAAUUAAAAAGUGGAAGAUGUGGUAGGUGUGAACACAUGUCUGUUUGUGAAAAAGACUUUCAGCUUUGGUUAACUAUGGCAGGGAUUACAAAAAAUCAGAACAUAAUUGGGGCCUUUUUAAAAAGCUGGUUCUGAAUAAAUUUGUUACAAUUUUAUGAGCAAGAGGCAGAGAAAAUCAAGCAAAAAUAUCAUAAUGCUAAUUUAAUCAAUGUAAAAAGAGACCCAUCAAUCGAUUUUUCUCAUUUAACAGUGUCUACAAACCAAAACUUUACUAAAUUGAACAAUAAUUUUAAAAAUCAAUUUUAUAUUAACUGCCGGUAGAUAUCUAAAUCUAAAAAUUGCCAUUUAAAAAAUUGACCGUGGAAUUUGGUUCACAUUACGACAAGCAACACAAAUAAAAGAAAUCCACCACCAAUUGAAACAUAGAAUCCCAAGAGUUUCCAUAUCAGCACCAAAAUUUUAUUAGAAUCCAACCAGUCCUUUUUAUUUUUGGAAUUCACUAUUUCAUUUUGUAAAGAACCAAUGUAUUUUCACCAGUUAUUUGAUUUAUAUUUAAAUUCCACGAAAAGUAUUUAAUUUAUAAAACGUUGAACAGAGUGCGAAUAAAUUUUAUACCGUGAAGAAAAUUUAGCCUCAGUUGGAGAAUAUUUAAAUGUUAGAGUAUAGUGCACUACGCGUCUGCUUUGUCUCCUAGGAAAUGCACUCCGUUAGCGGGUCAUGAAAGGAUUCAACGUCAUGCUGUCAUGACAAUAUUUGUGUGCGUCAUCGUUGGGUGUUUGUGUGCUUGGCCGCUCGUGUGCGUUUGCUCGUGGUCGACUGGUAAAGAAGGGAUGAAAACUCAGUGACCAUAUACGCAUGGCUCUUUUGAUUGCUUUAUUUUCACGCUUCACUCGGCGUACACACGACACACGCACUUGGCCUGAAAGUCCAAGUUAAUUGGAUUUUAAUGUACACGCACAAAGUGAGAGUGGCGCGUGUGCCGCGGGAUGGAUGCGUUUACGUGUUAUGCUCGGCCAGCGUGAGGGUCUCUGUAAAGUGUUAGAUGUACUUAGAUGUCCAGGAAAUCAAGAAUUUAAAUUUAAUUGGGUCGGGAAAGGGUUCAUUUUUCCUCAACUCAGCUUUUCGUGCAAGAUAGAGUUUCAAAAGUCGAGUUUUGACAAUAAACGCAACUCGGAACAAUAAGAAGCGUCGACCAAUAUUAACAAAAAAUUUUAAAAUCCACUGGAGGAACGGAAAUUUUAUUGAUGAUGUCAGUGAAUUCCGAUGAUUACUUUUCGCACAAUUCAAUUUGCAUUCCAGUGAGAUUUGCGUGAGCAAAAAUUUCCAUCGAUCUCCCAUAUUCCAAUAAAAUAUUGCGGAUUGGUUAUGUUAUAUGUGCGUCUGAGUGACUGGUAAUCUGUUUCUAAUCAAAAAAAUUGUUACGCAAACAUAAGAGACUGUGAGGAGGUGCUCAAACAAGAGUCUUUUCAUUCAUGAUCGACAUCGGACGUGACCACAAAAUAUAUUACAUUCGAAGGACUCGAAAGUGACCGAAGAAUAAUCGCUUAAAUACUCGCGUGUUAUCAAACUGCUUGUGCGUAUAUCCUCAACUAAUUGGUGUGUGUAGCUAGGCAAUAAAUUACGUACAGUCACGUUGUAUAAUGCUAAACUUAGCUUUAAAUGGACAACCACUCGUUAAUGGAUUCGUGCACUGCUUCUAGCUUGUUCUUCUUUUGCUUUGUUCUUAACCCAUGGAUAUCGUAGGCAACCGUUUUGCCACUCCGGCUCCGCGGGCUUGCAUAGCUAUCUGGUGAGCAGGCGUCUUAAGCACAAAACACAGAUUCACAAAAAGGUGUUCAAAUACCGCGCGGCAGGAAAUUCUGAGUUGGAGAUCGGUUAUUAUAAUACGAACAAAAUUCCACGCGUAUAUUAACAUACAUGUUGUAGAUGUUAAUCAGUUGGAUUAAAAAUAGUUCCGUUCGCGUUAUAGAUCAGGAAAAGCUAUGCAGUUCUUUCAGGAUCUGAAAAAUUGUCUUGGACAUUCACUAGAAUUACUUGAUCAUUGUAUUACUAUAGUGUAUUUAUCUGUACCAAAUGUAUGUAUCAUUCGUAAAAAUCUGUACUUAAAUAUUCACCUAUUCUACACUUAUACUAAUAAACAAUCAAAUAAUUCAGGUGCCUGUUUCGCUCUAUUACAGCCAAAUAGGGCGAAGCACAGAGAGACAAAUAAAAUAACCAAAUACUCACUGAAAGUGUGUCGUUCUCGCGAACAACACAUUCUUGCUGACAAUAUGUUUCUAAUCGAUCGCAUUAAUAUACAAUACAUGUGAAUGUGUGUAUGGAAUAUAACAAUUGUUAAAGUA